AUGAUAUUCAGUCAACUUUGUGCAGUGGCUGUCGCUGCCACCAAGCUCGCAAACGCAUCGGACUGCAAACGCGCACCCGGUGACUCUUGCUGGCCUUCGGACGCAGUGUGGACGGCACUGAAUGAAACCGUUUCGGGAAGGCUUCUCAAGAACGUCCUUCCUGGGUCAGUCUGCUACAAGGACCAGCCAAGCUACGACGAAGCUGCCUGCCGGGCAGUUCUCUCAAGAUGA
Molecule: messenger RNA, 231 nt
Organism: Colletotrichum gloeosporioides
Lineage: Eukaryota; Fungi; Ascomycota; Sordariomycetes; Glomerellales; Glomerellaceae
Product: FAD-linked oxidoreductase easE
Exons: 2
Coding region: 1-231 (76 amino acids)
Source: RefSeq, a predicted model, not a curated record